AUGACAAGCCCUGCCCAGCCGGGACGAGGGCCCGUGGGCACUAACGGCUGGAAAACGGGGCCUCUGUGGCCACCAGGCAGCAGCUCCGAGGAAACAGGGCAGUGGGGGGAGCAGGACUGCCAGGAGCUCUACAGGUGUCACCUUUGCCCCCCACGGCAGGGGCCCCCACCGGAGCCAGCCCCCCCCCCCACAUCCUGUCAGCUCUUCCUGCUGGCGGCUCACGGCUGGCGGCACAUGCAGGGUCAGUGGCACAUAGAAGCGGUGGCUCCAGCUGCCCAGGCAGGCUGGCUGUGCCGUCACACGGUGACACGCUGGCCGCAGCUCACCCCGGUGUCCAGAACGAGGGGGCACUGCACCCCUGGGGCUGCCUGCCUCUGCUCGAAGCCCCACCACUCACCCGUCACUGACCAGGACCCCCUCCCCCCACCUGAGGCCUCAGCCCUGGCUCUGAGCCCAGUCUGCCACCCGGGUCCUACCUGCAGCCUCCCCUGCUCCCACCCCUGA
Molecule: messenger RNA, 504 nt
Organism: Rangifer tarandus platyrhynchus (Svalbard reindeer)
Lineage: Eukaryota; Metazoa; Chordata; Mammalia; Artiodactyla; Cervidae
Source: the annotation of a GenBank genome assembly